Messenger RNA from Ilex paraguariensis (yerba mate), 201 nucleotides. NCBI's taxonomy places the organism in Eukaryota, Viridiplantae, Streptophyta, Magnoliopsida, Aquifoliales, Aquifoliaceae. The record is from the annotation of a GenBank genome assembly.
AUGUUGGGAGUUCCAGGAAAAGCUCGCACUGGGAGAAUGCAGAGCUUCGACAAUGAUGAAAGAGAUGAGGAUGGUGGACGUAAGCAACGGCACGGAGUCUGUCCCAAGUUGGCGAUUCCCACCAUGGCUGGUGAUAGGUAUGUCUCAAAACGUUUCCUCCGCAACCUCUUCGCCCAGAGCGCAGAGGAUCAAACCACUUAG